This is a messenger RNA of Saccostrea cuccullata (small rock oyster), 778 nucleotides long. Its product is annotated as plancitoxin-1-like. The coding region runs from base 17 to 751 and encodes 244 amino acids. Gene Ontology annotation, biological process: apoptotic DNA fragmentation. The record is from RefSeq and is a predicted model, not a curated record. NCBI's taxonomy places the organism in Eukaryota, Metazoa, Mollusca, Bivalvia, Ostreida, Ostreidae. Gene Ontology annotation, molecular function: deoxyribonuclease II activity. The transcript has 6 exons.
AUAAAGGGUGUCAAAAAUGAAGAAAAUUUUCUUUCCUGUUGUUCUCUUUGUAUUCUUGGAAUUUCUUGUUUUUUGCCACAGUCAGGAGGUUUCUUGCUUGUCACCAGCUGGACACAAAGUGGACUGGUACAUUUUGUACAAAAAUCCGAAUCCAAAACAAAGGAGAUCUGCUGAAUUUCAUAGAACAGGCAAAGAGUUUUACUACAUGGAUUCAAACAAUUCUACGUUUUUAUUCAAGAAUAAAGAUAUACAGGGAAAAAGUCUUAAUCCUUUAUAUAGAACAAUAAACCAAAUAUACACAAAGAAAACAAAAAUUUUCGGGAUGUAUAAUGACCAACCACCAAUAAAUACUAUUAACAAGAAGAAACCCAGCGAUUAUGGACAUACAAAAGAUUUAUAUGAAGACCUGGUGGCAAAAAGUCUAGGGGACAGACUUUCAGUAGAGACAUGGCACAGUCAAUAUUAUUGCACAAAACACGUCGAUGACAUCGAAGAGAUAAAACACGAUGACGGGUUUACGUUUCCUUCAUCGGAAGAUCACUCUAAGUGGGCUGUAACUAAAAACCUCAAUUGGACUUGCAUAGGGGAUAUCAACAGAUAUGAUAAACAGUUUGAAAGAGGAGGACUUACCCUUUGUAUUGACCAUGUAAUAGUUGCACAUCAGUUAAGAGGACUGAUAUCAAAGCUUAGAAACUGUGAGGGCAAAUCAGGACGCCGAACACCUACUUCACCUACGAAAACCUGUCGCUGACGGCAGAUAAAUAAAUUAAUAUUUGUA